Molecule: messenger RNA, 876 nt
Organism: Scaptodrosophila lebanonensis
Lineage: Eukaryota; Metazoa; Arthropoda; Insecta; Diptera; Drosophilidae
Exons: 3
Coding region: 1-876 (291 amino acids)
Source: RefSeq, a predicted model, not a curated record
AUGAAAAUUUCUCAACUUCUGGCAGUGGUCGCUCUGUGCGUCGCAGCCAAUGCUGCAACCAAUCGCGGGCAACUUGUGCGCAUCCAUCAGGUGUCACGACAAGAGUACGAUGAUCUGCUGCGCCUGACCGAGGCCGAAGACAAACAAGACUUGUCUGAGGGACGGCUUAUAUCUGGAAUUGCGGGAUUAGCCACUGGUCUAACCGCAGGCACGUUGUUGCCAGGGCUCUUACAUUUCGACUCCAAUUCGACCUCUAAGGUGGGCAACAAGGGGGCUCCCUUGUGUGUGAUUUCCACAAAUGAUUUGGAUGAAUCCACUGGCCAGAUAACGGGACGCGUCAUUAGCUGGAGCUCUUCUGAUACCUCUGGUAGUGAUUCGAGCAGUGGGUCUGACAAUAAGCCUGCAAGUGGAUGGGGAGGAUGGCCUGGAUACGGCGGUUGGCCUGGAUACGGCGGUUGGCCUGGAUCUAGCAGCGGAACCAACUCUAGCACUAGCACUGAAUCAAAUGUUGUUAAUUGCAUUUUGGUUGUGAAAAGAAAGGACGACGAAAGUACUGGAGCGGACCCGGCUCCAGCAACAGCAACAGCAACAGUGACGCAAGAGCCCCCCAGCCAACGCACCGCAGAUAAUCCGAAACCUUUUAGCCGCAUCAUUGAUGCUUACAAUAGUUAUACCAGUCGGUUGUCUCCCUCCAGAAGACACCGCACCAGGAAUAGUCAAAAGCGUUCACGCGCUAAUCAAGGAACAACCUACCAGCCAGUCAAAUAUCCAAAAGAGGAUUAUGCCUCAAAUUAUCCGAAAGUUUCGCGCAACUAUGGUUCGGUCUACCCAGCUCCGAUAUAUGUGAAGACACCGCUAUACGACCAAGAUAAUUAA